This is a messenger RNA of Spirometra erinaceieuropaei, 4352 nucleotides long. Lineage: Eukaryota; Metazoa; Platyhelminthes; Cestoda; Diphyllobothriidea; Diphyllobothriidae. The record is from the annotation of a GenBank genome assembly.
AUGUCUGUUGGGUUUCGCGUCUGCCACUUGUAUCGUUGGGACAAUUACCACGGAUUUGGUCUAGUUUUGACAACCAAAGACAAACAAACGAUUGUUUCCUCAGUGGAGGAGCGGUCGCCAGCUGAAUUAGCAGGCGUGAGGAAGGGGGACAUUGUGUAUGAAAUCAAUGGCUUUAAAAUAAGUAAAAUCAAACUUAUGCACAUGCAACUUCUUCAGAAGGGAGAUCCUACAGCGAGGUCAACUGCGUAAUGCUAGCCAAGAGUGAAAAUCUUGAGCUCGUGGUUGUUCAAAACUGUGAGAGAUUUUACCUUGAGCUCAUGCGAAUAACCCCAUCGUCACGGUCUGCGAAUGCAUUCCAUAUUAGUUGCCCUAACCGGCCACCAGGUAACCCAAAUUUCACCUUGUUUAUUUUUAGCCACGAAUGUAAGAAUACAUAUUUACACACGGAUGUUCGGGCUUGUGUAUUUUAAAAUACCCUUAGGAAAAUGUUUAAUUCGUCAUUCAUAUGAACGUUAUAUAACAUAUGGUGGCAUAAGCUAACAUAUCCAUAUAAUCAUUGUAAGUGAAAUUAUUGGCUUUUUUCUAAAAGAAGCUACAAAAAGGUAUGUUUUGGCAAUUUUAAAUAUUUUGUACUGCAGAGGAAACACGGAAUUCGUGGCGCAGUUAGUCUGUGGUAUCUUUAAAGGUAACCUGCGAAAGGUUUCAAUGAAUGAGCUGUUCAUCGCAGCGAAGCAUCUUACCGGCCCUAAUAUAUUGCCGGAAUUGUUAGUCUCACUUGACCUCGGGACGCAAUUUUGGGGUUUCAUAGACCGUCAUAUAAUAAGCAGCAUCAAAACAACAAACGAUAGGUCUUGUAGUCGGCGAAAAGAUGCUGACUGUUAUAUUUUGCCCCACGUGAUUAAAAAUUGCAAAUAGACUAUGUAUACAAAUAUAUAUAUAUAUAUAUAUAUAUAGCAUACAUAUAUGCACUACUGUCUCACCACUAGGGCCUAUGGUAUGAGUCACAAGCACUUUGUCGAAUAGAAGUUUUUUAGUACCUCGCCACCUAGUAUUAUCGGCCGCUGCUGAUCGGGUAUUUAUUUACCUGGGAAUGGGAGUAGACUGACUUAACAAAACAAACCAGUUUCAUAUGGGUGAGAGAUGUCAGGGUUUUGAUUAACGGAAUGAAUGUAGAAAUCCCAAAACAGCUCUCUAUCAACCUAUUCCCGGUAUAUAUCAUUUCCAUUCUUCUGCCACAGCUUGACCAACUUCAACGCGGCGGAUGUUUAACUGUUCGUAACCCUAGUUACCUCUGCUUACUGGCUUCUGGAGGCCAGUGGGUCGGUGUCCGCACAUUUCUAAGUGACGAAAAAUGGCAGGUGGCAGGGAGCCGACGAACUUCGGUUCGAUGAAUUGCCUAGGAUUCAUCUGGUAGAAACCAGUUGUUGAUCAGUUGUUCCAACACUUUGUGUGCAUGUUUGUGUUCCCUGUCCCAGCUGAUGGUCAGGAGCGUAAUUGGGCGAGUGAAGACAAAUAAGUUCAGAACAGUUCUGUAUCAGUCUACUCUCCAGAUCUUGUUGUCUCCCUUGUGCUAUCAUAUGCCUUGUUACCACGCGCAAUCCACUUGUAAAUUGUGCUUUGAUGAAAGCCGUAAUAUUUUCGCUUCGUGAUAACUUUCAUUGAUUGAUAAAAAACACGAAAAAAUUCAACUGCAUUUUAAAAACUAACUGUGAGAUUACAAUUGCUGGCUAGUUUAUAAAUCUACUUCCCAAUGCCAUAACUCGAAAUAUAUUAGUAAGGGCGUAAGUAAGGCCAUAACGGCACAACAGACAGAAAAGCGAUUUGGAACGACGUGUUACUUUGCAACGAGAGGCUAGAUGACAAUGAGACUUCAGUAAUCAUGCCCAGCAGAGCAAUAGGUAAAUGGCGUCAAAGUGGCGCAGUUAAACAAAAGCGUCCUAAUCGGUUCUUCCAGGCACAUAAUCCUCUCCCAAAAAGUGGGGCUUCAGGGUACAUUCUGAGUGCAAUACAGUUUAUUUCUAUAGAUUUGGAACAUGUAAACAUAAAAGAUUCCGGUUAAGCUGUUGAAAUGUCCCUUUAAAUUUCUUAAAAUAUGGCGUGGCCGAGGUCACAUCCACCCACGCUUGGCCACGCUCACAAGGCGGGACCAUGUGUUGGUAGAGGUGGCUUGGCCUGUUUAUGCGCUUUUUUGUCCAAAAAAGCGUCGAGAAGCUGAAAGAUUGGUGUGAGAUCGUUCCUAGGUGAAUAUAUAUAAACAAUGGUAGAGGGAGUCCCCAUGAUCCCGUUUAACGACACACUUAGCCCGUUAUGCCCUGAGGCUCACUAUCAAGCCUCACACGCUGCCGUUUAAUGGCUAAUAUUAUAGAAAGCAUGAUGAUUAGGGCCUUGAACGUCUAAUUAACAGGUCGGAGAAACUAGCCUUAGGCGUUGAAAAACCCGCAGUUAUAUAAUUUCAGCUGAUGAUAUUCAUAAAUUUCAUUUCAGUCAUCUGUUUCUUUGUAAAAAAUAUUAUCUCACAUGUUAUGCGUAUAGAUAUGUGCAUAUACAUGUGUAAAUAUUCUGUUUGUCAUGAAAAUCGGUCGUGACAAAAUUUGAGAGCCGGUAUGUAUAAGAGGAGAAUGCUGCAAGAGAUAACGAAGACUGGAAUGACAAUUUCUGACUUGAAAUCCGUUUGUAACCCCCAUUUUUAUAACUCAAACUGCAAUACUUCUUUCUCCAACUCAGAUCUUUUGAUGAUCUUUCGUUAUUACUUUCAAUACCGUCAUCGAGACACAAAUCCGUUCUCCUGUCGGUUGCGGUCAGAAAAAUUGACUAUAUUGGACCUGCGUUCAUUAUUGACUUAUAAAAUGUUCGUCCGUUGUGCCCUGGUGCUCAACUUAUAUCUCUCGUAGACAGUCACACGGCGACCGGCAGUGUACUCAAUGUAGGCUUAGGGGCAUAGCGACUUAGUAACUUUUGAUGCCCAACAAACGCGGUUCCGAAUUUCAGGUCUUGAAAAUGUGGAGGUAGGCAAGGUUAACCGAAGAAAUUUCGCGAACCAGAAACUUCCAUCUGCACAUGCGACUGGUCGAUGGGCGACUACUUACAAGGACCUUCGUUCGGGUUCCAAGGCGCAAUGAGAUGAGCAUGUAAUGUUGCUUGAUCGGUAGACGCAAUUUCAGCAUACACAUUAAUGUAGUAACCGCAGUAUCACCAAUGACAAGGAAGACUGGAGUAGCCAUUUCCGGUCUCAUAGUGGUCAUCAGCAAGCCACACUCAGUUCAAAUUAUAAACAUGAGCACGGACAAAAAUGACGAUACCGAAUUGUUUGAUUUCUUAACUUUAAUUACAUGUAUGUUUUCAGGAAACUUUGGAUUGUGCGUUAAUUAUUGGGUUUAGUCACGUGCAUCCUUAGUGACGUAAUUUUACAAUUUUUUAUGUAACUUUUCAAAAGAUUCCCAUUUUUUACUUAAUUGCCUGCUUUGCAUAAUAAAAACCGCCACUUACGAGAAUUAACGAAGAAAGGUGCACGGUUUAUGGACUUUGUUAUAGUUCCUACGUGAAUAACAUUUACGAACGGAAAUUGGUGGAUCCGAGUUCCACCAAGAUACGCACAGAAUGAUUAUAAUUUCUUAGCCACACUGUUGCCAUCAAAAUGGCUGAGGUCCAGUUAGUUUUUUUACCUAAUUAUAUUUGAUUUCCAAGCUUGAGAAAAGUGCCACAGUCCAAACGUAAUGAUAGCAAAAGCUCGUCUUGCAUGUAGUGAAGUAUCUUGAAGUACAGCACAUAAAUUUUGGACAUAAAACAUAAUACUACUGCAGGCUAAUGCAAUCUAAAUUUUUUCCAAUUGUUUUCAUCAGUGUUAGUUUAUCGGCGGAAAAAGAGAUAUUGCAAGAGAAAAUUUAUUCCAUGCAUUAAAUAGUGCCGAAUAUAAACUGCAUCGUGGGCGUUGAUAGUUGUAAAAUGUCUAAACGCACGAGAGCCUUGCACUAUUACGCGUCUUGAUUAUUAGCAUUUGCAAAAGUCUAAACGAACAAAAUAUACGACUAUUUUUGUUUAUAGCUGAUAUCGGCUGUUCCAAUUUUUAGCGGCGUAUGGCUGCUCCUUGCGGUUUUGGUCAGAAGCUUACUUGAGCACGUAUCAAUAACACUUCUUAGCUGUUACUCCACCAUAUCCUGGUAAACCUGAGCAAAUUGAGUAUGUUUUAAUAGGCGUUCAGUAAUGUUUUGUCGAAAAUGACUAACGUUGAUGCUUUACCGUUAAAUUAAAAAAUAUUACAAAUAUUUGUGUGAAAAAGGUAUCUUGUAAACGAAUUCUAAUAUCCCUACUCCCUAGGCCAAACGAACGAAGUCAGAUCAACUAAGCGAAGCUGA